This is a messenger RNA of Notolabrus celidotus (New Zealand spotty), 13976 nucleotides long. It is a transcript of the gene dmd, whose product is annotated as dystrophin. Gene Ontology annotation, cellular component: plasma membrane. The coding region runs from base 725 to 11005 and encodes 3426 amino acids. NCBI's taxonomy places the organism in Eukaryota, Metazoa, Chordata, Actinopteri, Labriformes, Labridae. The record is from RefSeq and is a predicted model, not a curated record. Gene Ontology annotation, biological process: synaptic signaling. Gene Ontology annotation, molecular function: protein binding; zinc ion binding. The transcript has 82 exons.
ACGGUGAGAGCACCGCCGCCGGAGGAGGAGGAUGAGGAGGAGGAGGAGUCUCGGCCGCUCUGUUAGCGGCACCGGGAGGCUCUGAAACACCGGGACUAUUUGUGAGUGACAGCGCACGGAGUAACGACCGCAGCACUUGGACACACUUGUUCACUGAAGCCUCCUUUGCUGGCUCGUGGACGCACGCUCUGAACGCGCACCUGCAGCCGUCGUGUUCCGCGCGAGCACCUGGAUAGCCAGAGGGUCUGUUAUUACGCACGUCCUUAUUUUGUGGAUUUAGGAGACCACUUCACCUGUUCAGCUGUGCCGAGCUCCAGAGCGGCUCAGCCCGGCUCGGCUCACCGGGAUUAAGAUGGCAAGCUGCUAGAAUGGCACGUUUUCAGAUGAAAGAGUGGACGUUCAGAAGAAGACUUUCACAAAAUGGGUAAACUCACAGUUGGCUAAGACAGGGAAACCACCUGUGGAGGAUCUGUUCUCCGACCUGUGUGAUGGACGACGCCUGCUGGAGCUGCUGGAGGGGCUGUCGGGACAUGAGCUGGUGAGGUUGGAGAGAGGAAUCACACGCGUUCACUCGCUCAACAAUGUCAACCGUGCGCUGCAGAUCUUGCAGAAGAACAAUGUUGAAUUGGUGAAUAUCGGAGCGGCAGACAUUGUUGAUGGCAAUCACAAACUGAUACUCGGGCUCAUCUGGAGCAUCAUUCUCCACUGGCAGGUAAAGGAUGUGAUGAAGGAUGUGAUGGCGGGCCUACAGCAGACCAACAGUGAGAAGAUUCUGCUGAGUUGGGUUCGUCAGAACACACGCACGUAUCCUCAGGUCAAUGUGGUUAACUUCUCCAGUAGCUGGAAUGAUGGAUUGGCCUUCAAUGCCCUCAUCCACAGCCACAGGCCUGAGCUUUUUGAUUGGAGCUCGGUGGAGAAGAAGACGUCUGCGAUCGACAGACUGGAACACGCCUUUAAUAAGGCAGAGCAACACCUGGGGAUAGAGAGACUGCUGGACCCUGAGGAUGUGGCCGUGCCUCACCCGGACAAGAAGAGCGUCAUCAUGUACGUGACGUCACUCUUCCAGGUGCUCCCCCAGAGCAUCUCCAUGGAGGCCAUCAAGGAGGUGGAGACGCUGCCUCGAGCGGGCGCGGUCAAUGUCGCCGCCCGGGUGACGACAGAGGAGCACUACCAGAUCCAGACCCAGCAGCGCUUCUCCCAACAGUUCCUAACGCCCAGCCAGGAGGAGCUGCAGCGGGGCCUCAGUCCUCUGCCUCCAGGAUCCACUAGCUUGGAGAGCUACCAGGCUGCACUGGAAGAGGUUCUGACGUGGUUGCUGUCGGCCGAGGACGGACUCCAGGGACAACCUUCAAUCUCCAACAGCGUGGAGGAAGUGAAGGAGCAGUUCCACACACAUGAGGGCUACAUGGUGGAGCUGACCACUCACCAGGGCAGCGUGGGGCGGGUGCUCCGGGCCGGCGCUGCUCUGCUUGGGGAGGGGAACCUGAGUGAGGACGAGGACUCAGAAGUCAGGGAGCAGAUGAACCUCCUGAACUCUCGAUGGGAGCACCUGAGAGUGGCGAGCAUGGAGAGACAGACCAGACUCCACGAGGUCUUGAUGGAGCUGCAGCACCAGCAGCUGCAGCAGCUCACAAACUGGUUGGACGCGACGGAGGCGAGAAUCAAGAGGAUGGGGGCUCAACCGCUGGGUCCAGACCUGGAGGACGUGAAGCACCAAGUGGAGGAGCACAAGCUCUUGCAGGAGGACCUGGAGCUGGAGCAGGUUAGGGUGAACUCUCUGACCCACAUGGUGGUGGUGGUGGACGAGAGCAGCGGGGACAGUGCCACCGCCGCUUUGGAGACCAAACUCCAGGUGCUCGGUGACCGCUGGGCAGCCAUUUGCAGAUGGACAGAGGAGCGCUGGAUUCUGCUGCAGGAGAUUCUGCUGAAAUGGCAGCACUUUACCAAUGAACAGUGUUUGUUUGACUCCUGGCUGACUCAGAAAGAGGAGCUGGUCCGUUCCAUAAAGACGUCUAACCUGAAGGAUCAGGCAGAGAUGGUGGCCUGCCUCCGCCGCCUUGCUGCGGUGAAGGCAGACCUGGAGCUGAAGCGACCCACCAUGGACAAGCUGUGCUCCAUGAGUCAGGACCUGCUGUCCAGCGUCAAGAACAAAGAGGUGGCGAGCAAACUGGAGGCCAGACUGGACAGCUUCGCCCAGCGCUGGGACCGCCUGAUCCAGAGUCUGGAGAUGAGCAGCUCCCAGCUCUCCUCGGCCGUCAGCCUCGCCCAGCAGUCCGAACUGACCCACUCUGUCUCCACCACCGUUACCAAGGUGACGACGAGGGAGAAGGUGUCGGCCCUGCGCCAGACCCGAGAGUCGCCGCCACCGCAGAAGAAGAGACAAGUCGUGGUGGAUUCCGAACUCAGGAAAAGGUUCGACGUGGACUUCACGGAGGUCCACAGCUACAUGACCCGAGGCGAGGCCAUCCUCCAGAGCCCCGAGUUCUCCGUGUCACGAAAGGACGGCAGCAUCCAGGAGCUGUAUGACAAAGUGCAGGCAAUAGAACGAGAGCGACCAGAGAAGUACCGGAAGCUUCAGGAGGCGACGCGCACAGCGCAGACCCUGGUCGAGCAGGAGGGGAGUCGUGCUGAUGACAUUGCCCAGGCAGCGGAGCAGCUGAACCAGCGCUGGGUGGGAUUCUGUGCGCUGUUGGCAGACAGGCUGGCAUGGCUGGCUUACCAGGCGAAGGUAUUGGCUUUCUACAGCUUGUAUGAGCAGUGUGAGCAGGCCGUGGACGCCAGUGAGAACUGGCUCAAAGUGCAGGCGCCUCCAGCGUCUGAGCCGGAGCCGCUCAGAGUGCAGCUGGACCGAUGCCGGGAGGAGGUGGCCCGUCUGGCCGCCCUGCAGCCUCAGGUAGACCUCCUGGAGAAGCGUCUGGAGGAGCUGAAGGAGGCGAAGGAAGGGGAGGAGGACCCGUCGGCCUUCUUGGACGCCGACAUCGUGGCCUUCAAAGAGCACUACCUCAAAGUGCUGGAGGACCUGAGGGAGAGAGAGAGGCAGCUGCAGCUGGUUUUGGAGAGCUUACCCCCGGCUCGAUAUAAAGAUACCAUAUCCACACUGUUGGCAUGGCUGCAGCAGUGCGAGGCCAAGCUAGCCAUCCCAUCCACGGCUGUUACCGACUAUCCUGUUAUGGAACAGAGGCUGAAGGACGUUCAGGAGCUCCAGGUGGCUCUGGAGGACCAUCAGGGCGAGAUGGACUACCUGACCUCCACUGUGGAGCAGGUCUUCUUGAAAGCACCACCAGACAUCUGCCAGAAGUAUCGCACCGAGAUGGACUCCAUCAUGGCACGCUGGAAACGCCUCGGCACCACCCUGACGGACAACGCCCAGAGAAUCCAGGAGCUCAUGGCCAAGCUGAUGCAGUUUGAGAAUGACGUCAAGACUUUGAAGAAGUGGAUGGCGGACGUGGACGUGUUCCUGAACGAGGAGUGGCCGGCGCUGGGAGACUCUGAGGCUCUGGAGAAGCAGCUGGAGCAGUGCACGGCGUUAGUGAACGACAUCCACACCAUCCAGCCCAGCGUCAACGGCAUCAACGAAGUCGGCCUGUACCUGAAAAAAGAGGCGGAACCGCCGUUCGCCGUCUACAUCCAAAAAGAGCUGGACGACCUGAACGCACAGUGGGAGAUGGUCUGCAAACAGGCCUACGCCAAGAAGUCGGCCCUGAAAGGCGGUCUGGAUAAGACCAUGGCUCUGAGGAAGGAGAUGCAGGAGAUGCAGGAGUGGAUCAACCAGGCUGAGGAGGACUACCUGGAGAGAGACUUCACGUACAAGACGCCCGAGGAGCUGCGCAAGGCCGUGGAGGAGCUCAAGAGGGCCCAGGAGGAGGUCCACUCCAAGGAGCUGAAGGUCAAACUCCUGACCGACAGUGUCAACAGCUUCAUCGCCAAGGCCCCGCCGACCGCCCAUGACGCCCUGCGGUCCGAGCUGGACGUUCUGACGGCGAACUAUCAGCGCCUGUGCAGCCGGCUGGAUGGGAAAUGUAAAACUCUGGAGGAGGUGUGGGCGUGCUGGUGUGAGCUGCUCUCCUACCUGGAGCAGGAGAACGCCUUCCUGGACCAGCUGGAGCAGAAGCUGGACGAGACAGAGAACAUGCAGGGAGGGGCGGAGGAGCUGCAGGAGGCUCUGGAUAGUCUGGACGUUCUUCUGCGGCACCCUGAGGACAACAGGAACCAGAUCCGGGAGCUGGCUCAGACUCUGAUGGACGGCGGUGUUCUGGAUGAGCUGAUUCAGCAGAAACUGGACGCCUUCAACACCAGAUGGGACGAACUCUUCGCCAGGGCGGCGCUCAGGCAGAAAGAGCUGGAGAAGAGCGUCCGGUGGGCCCAGGAGAACGACAAGACGCUGAGGGAGAUCCAGGACUCGCUCGCCAACACCGACCGACACCUCACCGCAUACCUGGCUGACCACAUUGAUGCGGUUCAGAUCCCGCAGGAGGCGCAGAAAAUCCAGACAGAGCUGAGCGGCUAUGACACGACACUGGAGGACAUGAGGAAGAAGAACCUGGACAAAGAUCCGUCCAAUAGGAUCGUGGGACAGAUAGACCUCACCCAGAAAAUGCUCACGGAUGUGUGGACAAAGUUCCGCCUCUUCCAGAAGCCCGCGAACUUCGACGCUCGGCUGGCCGAGUGCGAGCGCGUCCUGGCCGGGGUGAAAAGCCAGGUGGGGCUGCUGGAGAUCGGGAGCGUGGAGCAGGACGUGGUGCAGUCGCAGCUGGAGCAGUGCAUGAAGUUGUACAAAUUGCUGAGUGAGGUGAAAGGCGAGGUGGAGACGGUGAUAAAGACGGGGCGACAGAUUGUGCAGAGGCAGCAGACGGAGCAGCCCAAAGAGAUGGACGACAGAGUGACCGCCCUCAAGCUCCUCUACAACCAGCUGGGGUCACAGGUCACAGAGAGUAAGCUGGAGCUGGAGAAAAGCCUGAAGCUGUCGAGGAAGCUGCGUAAGGAGCUGAACGGGCUGACGGAGUGGCUCGCUGCCACGGACGCCGAGCUGACCAGACGCUCCGCUGUGGACGGGAUGCCCAGUGACCUGGAGGCAGAGGUGGCGUGGGCACAGUCGAUCCACGCAGAGACAGAGAAGCGUCAGCCGCAGCUCCAGGCCGUCGUGGACCUCGCCGAGGCCCUCAAGGCCGUGCUGCGGGGCAACGGUGGCCUGGUGGAUGACAAAGUCAGCCUGCUGCACUGCAACUGGAUCGCAGUGACGUCCAGAGCGGAGGAAUGGCUCAACCUGCUGCUGGACUACCAGAGGCAGAUGCAGAAGUUGGAUGGAGAGAUAAAGGAAGUGAACGGAUGGAUCGACGGAGCGGAGAAAAGGAUGGAUGAGAUAGACAGCCAAGGACCGAACGAUGCUGUGAUGAAGGUGCUGCGUGCAGAGCUGGAGCUCACGAAGGGGAAGAUGGAGGAGGUGAGGUCUCUGGCUCAGGAGCUCAUGUCCACCAGAGGGGAGAACUGCCAGGCGCAGGUGGGACCCAAAGUGGAGCGGCUCAACCAGAGAUUCGACACCAUCGCUCAGCGCAUCACGUCUGGACUGACGGCAGCAUCAGCCAAGGAGCUGGAGCAGUACCACAGUGAAGCACAGAUCUGGCUGGAGCUCCUGGAGGAGGAGGUGAAACAGGGUGAAAACCUGAAGGAGGAGGACUUCCAGGAGGACAAGGACUAUGAAGAAGGUGCAGUGAAGGAGCUACUGGUGAAAGGUGAGAAUCUACAGAAGAGAGCGCCAGACCAGGACAAGAGGGAGCUGAUCCGACUGAAACACAAUCAGCUCAACAGCAAGUACACCACCGUCAAGGACCUGCGCGUGCUGAGGAACAGGAAGGCUAUGGCCAUUGCUCCCCAGUGGUACCAGUAUAGGAGGAAGUCACAUGACCUGCUGGCCUGGCUGGAUGACAUCCAACGCAGCGUGGACCAACUGCCCGACCCGCCCGAGGGAGAGACGGUCAAGGAAAUUGGCUCAGAGUUCGACAAGAAGAAGGAGGAGCUUAAGGAGGUGCAGGGCUUAGCCAAUCAGCUCUCAGAGGCUGGAGCCGCCAAUCUGGUGGAGCCCCGCCAGCUCCAUCUCAACAAGCGCUGGGUUGAGGUGGAGGGCAAGUUCAUGCCCUUCAAAAGACAAAGUGAGUACCUCACAGAGCUGCAGGCGUUGCUGCGCUCGGUGUCAGAGACGGACUUCAAGCUGAACUCUCCUGAAUACUGGCCCGCAGCGUUUUAUAACCUGCCUCAGCAAGAGCACUGCCUGAAGGAGGUGAAGGGGAGCAUCGACCAGCUGAGAGGCCCAGUGGAGGGAGCGCUGGCCCGCAGAGAGGAGAUGGUGUCUGCGGCUCGGCCUCUGGAGAGUCAGAGGAUCCAGGAGACGGCCAUGCUUCUCAGCACCAACUGGGACAAGCUGAACAGGCUGCACCAGGACAGAAUGAAGCGUUGGCAGGACUGCAACUCCAAGUGGCAGAAGUUUGUUUCGGAUCAGAAGGAGCUGGAGGGGUGGCUGAAUGAAGCCGAGAGCACUUUGAAACUGGCCGAGAGUGAGCCGGCAGCACACAGACAGCACCUCAGGGACCUGACAGAGGCCAUACCUCUCCAGGAAGUCGUGUUGGCAAGAGUGAACUCUGCGGGAGAGGAGAUCAGCCAGUUAAGCACGCCAGACGACGCCUCGCGGCACCGAACGCAGCUCAAAUUACUCAACACUCGCUGGGCCAACGUCUGUCAGACACUCAAUGAACGCAAGAGGAGGUCCUCUGAGGCGCGUUCAGCUGCAGCAGCUCUGCAGGAGGACAUGGGCUCCAUGCUGGGCUGGUUGGACAAAGCGGAUGGCGUCCUGGCCAUCCCCCUGCAGCCUGCAGAGCCUCAGCACAUCAGAGACACUCUGGGCAAAGUCCAGGCACGUGUGGAGGAGCUGCCUGCCAAGAAGGCGGCGAUGGAUGAUCUGAACUCCAGACAGAAACAGAUAACGCUUCCUGCUGACAGACAGAAAGACAUCAGGAUCAUCAACAGUCGCUGGGCUCAGGUGUCGAGGGAUCUGCCUGAGCGCCAGCUGGAGAUCGAGGGUCUGCUGCGGGAGCUGGAGAAGCUUCAGGGUCAGCUGGACGGCCUGUCGGGCUGGGCGGCCAACACCAGAGCCAAGCUGGAGCAGAGUCCUGAGGAGCCACCACCCAGGCUCAUUGAGGAGGUGCAGGUGAAACAGCCGGAGGUGGAGUUUGUUUUGGAGCGAGCAGAUCAGCUGUACAAGGAGAGUCCACCCAGCCAGCCAGACAAGGUGAAAUACGCCAAACUGAGGGAAGACUGGACCGUGAUCCUGGAGCUGCUGCGGCAGCAUAAGGAGAGGAUGGCUGCCAUGCUAGUCGCCAAAAAAGCCAAUGAAAGCCUUACAGGAAGUUCCCAGCCUGAAUCUGCAGCUUUGGCUCAGUUCAACAAGUCCUGGGCCGAGCUCACUGAUUGGUUGACGAUGCUGGAUAACAUGGUGCAAAACAAGCGUGUGGUGGUGGCCGACCUGGACGACAUCAACGAAAACAUCGGCGGUUUGAAGACGUCCCUGCAGGAGCUAGACCAGCGCCGCCCCCUCUUGGAGAGACAGGUCACGGCAGCCCAGAACCUGAAGAAUAAAACCAGCAACCAGGACACCCGCAACGCCAUCACUGAGCGCAUGGACAGACUUCAGACUCACUGGGAAGACUCCCAGACCAAACUCUCAGACAGGACUAAGCAGCUCCUCAACAUGCUGCAGGACUCCACCGAUUGGCUGGAUGCCAGGAAGGGCGUGGAUCAUCUCAUCAAGCAGGCCAGCGAGAGGCUGGAGUCCUGGCAGGAGAUCACGUACACGGUCGAAGCGCUGAAGAAACAAAACGCUGAACUGAAGCUCUUUGCGAGGGAGCUGCAGCAGUGGCAGGGGCAGGUGGACCAGACCAACGCGAUGGCAGACAAGCUGCUCACGCUGUACGCCAACGACGACACGCACAAAGUCACACAGGUCAACGACAACAUGACUGCUACCUGGACGCACAUCGGCAAACGUAUUUCAGACAGAGAAGCCGCUCUGGAGGCAGCCAUGAAGCUCCUCCAGCAGUUCUACCUGGACCUGGAGAAGUUCCUCAACUGGCUGACGGAGGCCGAGACCACCUGCAACGUCCUGAUCGACGCCACCAACAAGGAGAGACUUCAGGAGCAGCCGGCGGCCAGGAACCUGCUCGCACAGUGGAAGGACCUCCAGGCGGAGAUUGACAGCCACACAGAGCUGUAUCACUCCCUGGAUGAGAACGGGCAGAGGAUUGUGACCUCGCUCGGGGACUCGCAGGAUGGCGCUCUGCUCCAGAGACGUCUGGACAGCAUGGGCCAGCGCUGGAACGACCUUCGCAACAAGACUCUGAGCAUGAGGGCCCUUCUGGACUCGGAGAUGGCCCCAUGGAAGAGGCUCCACAUGUCGCUGCAGGAGCUGCUGAACUGGCUGAGGCUCAAAAGUCAACAGCUGGAGCGGGAGCCGCCUGUAGGGGGCGACGUCCCCGCCGUGCAGACACAGCUGGACACACAUCGGGGCUUCAAAAGGGACUUGAGAGCUAAAGAGCCCGUUGUGACGAAGGCUCUGGACGAUGUCGGACUCUUUCUGUCGGAGCUUCCCCGAGAGACCCCCUCACCUGAGAUGAGAGACAUCAGCCCGGAAGAGCGAGCCCAGAACGUCGGGCGAGUCUUGCGCAAAGAAGCCGACGACGUGACGACGAGGUGGGACCGGCUCCAUGCCGACUCGGCCGCCUGGCAGAAGAGGCUGGAGCUGGCGUUGGAUCGGCUCAUGGAGCUCCAGGAGGCGGAGGACCUGCUGGACGGGCAGCUGAGGCAGGCCGAGAUGGUGAAGGAUGCGUGGGAACCCGUCGGGGACCUGGUGAUCGACUCGCUGCCAGAGCACAUCGAGAGAGUCAAGGAGUUCCAGGAUGAGAUCGCCCCAAUUAAGGAUGACGUCACACACAUGAACCAGUUGGCGUCCACUUUCGGCCCACCGGACAUCCAGCUUUCACCGAACAACCUGGAGCGCAUCGAUGAUCUGAACACACGCUGGAGGCUGCUGCAGAUCUCCAUCACAGAGCAUCUAAAGCAGCUGACAGACGCUCACAGGGACUUCAUCCUUCUGCACGGAUCCGUAGAGAGUCCCUUCGAGCAGGGCAUCUCCCCAAACAACGUGCCCUACUACAUAAACCACCAGACCCAGACAACAUGUUGGGAUCACCCCAAGAUGGCCGAGCUCUACCAGUCUCUGGCGGAUCUCAACAAUGUUCGGUUCUCGGCGUACCGGACAGCCAUGAAGCUCAGACGCCUGCAGAAGGCUCUCUGCUUGGACCUGCUGAGCAUGCCGAUGGCGUGCGAAGUGUUCGAGCAGCACGGCCUGAAGCAGAACGAGCAGCUGCUGGACAUCUCCCAGCUGGUCACCUGUCUGACCAGCAUGUACCAGCGGCUGGAGCAGAGCCACUCGCACCUGGUCAACGUCCCGCUGUGUGUGGACAUGUGCCUCAACUGGCUGCUCAACGUCUACGACACUGGUCGCACUGGAAAGAUCCGGACUCUGUCAUUCAAAACUGGAAUCAUCUCACUCUGCAAGGCUCACCUGGAGGAUAAAUACAGAUUUUUGUUCAGACAAGUCGCCAGCGCCACAGGUUUCUGUGACCAGCGUCGCCUCGGCCUCCUCCUCCACGACUCCAUCCAGAUCCCCAGGCAGCUCGGCGAGGUCGCCUCCUUCGGCGGCUCUAACAUCGAGCCCUCCGUCCGCAGCUGCUUCCAGUUUGCCAACAACAAACCUGAGCUGGAAGCUGCCAUGUUCCUGGACUGGAUGCGUCUGGAGCCUCAGUCCAUGGUGUGGUUACCCGUCCUGCACCGCGUAGCCGCCGCCGAAACCGCCAAACACCAAGCCAAGUGUAACAUCUGCAAAGAGUGUCCCAUCAUCGGGUUCAGAUAUCGGAGCCUGAAACAUUUCAACUAUGACAUUUGCCAAAGCUGCUUCUUCUCCGGUCGCGUCGCCAAGGGACAUAAGAUGCAGUACCCGAUGGUGGAGUACUGCACGCCGACGACAUCAGGGGAGGAUGUCAGGGACUUUGCCAAGGUGCUGAAGAACAAGUUCAGGACCAAGCGCUACUUCGCCAAACACCCGCGCAUGGGCUACCUGCCUGUGCAGACCAUCCUGGAGGGGGACAACAUGGAGACUCCUGUCACUCUGAUCAACUUCUGGCCCGUAGACCAUGCGCCCGGAUCGUCCCCUCAGCUCUCACAUGACGACACACACACUCGGAUCGAGCACUACGCCAACCGGUUAGCAGAAAUGGAGAACCGUAAUGGCUCUUAUCUGAAUGACAGUAUCUCACCCAAUGAAAGCAUCGAUGACGAGCACAUGUUGAUCCAGCACUACUGCCAGUCUCUGAACCAAGGCUCUCCCCUCAGCCAGCCCCGCAGCCCCGCCCAGAUCCUCAUCUCUAUGGAAACGGAGGAGAAGGGAGAGCUGGAGAGGGUCCUCAACGACCUGGAGCAGGAGAACAGGAAGCUACAGUCCGAGUACGACCGACUGAAGAAGGCCCACGACAGGAAGGGCCUGUCGCCGCUGCCGUCGCCCCCGGAGAUGCUCCCGGUAUCGCCACAGAGCGCACGCGAUGCCGAGCUCAUCGCAGAGGCCAAACUGCUGCGGCAGCACAAAGGACGGCUGGAGGCCCGCAUGCAGAUACUGGAGGACCACAACAAACAGCUGGAGUCACAACUGCACAGGCUGAGACAGCUACUGGAGCAGACGGAUUCCAAGGUGAACGGCACAGCUCUGUCCUCUCCCUCCACCUCCUCCCAGCGCUCCGACUCCUCCCUCCCUCUGCUCCGCGUGGCCGCCAGCCAGACUACUGAUACAAUGGGUGAUGACGAGCUGUCCAGCCCUUCCCAAGAUGCAUCAGGGCUGGAGGAAGUGAUGGAGCAGCUCAACAAUUCCUUCCCUCACAGCCAGGGAGGGAGAAGGGGACACCCAUGAGAGGUCCCAGUAUUGGCAGUUUGUUCCACAUGGCCGAUGAUCUGGGCCGCGCCAUGGAGUCACUGGUCAGCGUGAUGACAGACGAGCAGAGCGCCGAACAGCACGAGGCCCUGCCCUUCUGAUCCCGCCUCCCGACACCGACCUUCAAUCUCCCCCCCUCUCCUCCUCCCCUCCCCUACCUGUCGCAUGCUUUUCUAGUCAAAACAACUGGAUCGGAAACACAGUUUACAAAGAGAAUAUAUAACGUCUAUUUUUGUGAAGGAUUGCGGCUCCAGCAACGACGCGUACAAAAAAGAAAACAAAGAAAAACAUUAUAACUUGUAGAUUUGAGUAGUUUCUUAAAACGUCCUGAAGUUGUUUUAUUAUUAACAGAGGCUGGUUUUUAAACUUCUAUGCAAUUGUAUAAAACAAGAGUGGGGACGGGAGGGGGGGUGAAAGAUGAGAAACAAACAAGUGUGUUCAGUGUGGGUGAAUAUUUGCCAUCUCUUUGUAAUCGGGGAAACAGCAAAAGCAUUUCAGACAUUUGUAUCAAAAAAAAAAAAAAAGAAUGAUUGUAAUCAUAAGGGUGCUUUCUAAGAGGAAAUGUCUUUCUAUAACAGCGUACACUACUGUCAAGGUAAUGCAGGCAUCCUGGAUCUUUACAGUACGUUGUCUGUGAGAGUGUGUGUGUGUGUGUGUGUGUGGAUUUCUGUGUGUGUGUGUGUGUGUGUGUGUGUGUGUGUGGUGGUGCCUAAUAUCCACAUGACACUGCAGCGGUUUCUUUAUUUUUCGGCUUAAGCUGACAUCACAUUUGAAUCCUUGGUUUCUCCGCUCAUCCGUCCAUCGGUUUGCUCACUCAUCCGUCACGUUAUUAACAUCUCCAUGGGAGCGGUUUAUAUCCCUGUGUUUUUAUUGGUCAGCACAGCGGACCGUGUGUGUGUGCGCAAACAGGCCUGAUUCAGAACUGAGAGUCAACGAGGUUACUUCAGAACGGAGACACAUAAUGGCGGGUAAUUACACAUGAUUGGCUUGAAACACAUUAGAGUGUGUGUUUAUAUCUUUUAACGUCAUUAUUUAUGAAACAUGUUGGUUAAUUCAUCAAACUAAUGCAUAUAUGUAUUUUUUAAUUGAUUCAAUUUGACUUCAUUUUGGAGCAAAAGGAACGUUUAGUACAAAUACUACAGUUCCCAUAAUGCAACUGUCCAACAGGCUAUUACAGACAUGUCCAAAUCUUUUCAAUUCUAGCUUUUAUUUCCUCACGCAGACGUUUCUUCCAAAAUUUUAAGUUUACAACAUCAAGCUGAGGAAACCCUGACGACAUCACAGUGACAUCAUCGUGGUUAUUUUACCUUAACCUUUGAAAACGUCCCUCCAGAGUCAUCAGAUCCUCAAACUUGACAUAUUAAUGAGUCGCCCUCUUAGUUUGUGAUCCAUUUGAACAAUGUUUCUAAGAGUUACCGUCAUUUAUCUGCAAGUACAGGUUCAAAAAAUGCACUUCAAGAGGAAAGACAUGCAUCAACAUAUUUAUUGCAAACCUUUUUUAUGGUAGGAGAGUAUACAGGGUAACUGCUGUAAAGUAACAACUGCUUGUCUCACCUUUGAACACGGCUCAAAUCAAUAAUGACUGCGGUUAGAGGUGGUCUGCACCUGUAACCACACCCAACAUUGACGUGCACGAGUCUUUUGAUUUCUAUCUUUCAUCCAGAUAUGAAAGGCACAACCUUGAACUGCUUCUCUUUCCCCUAGUGGUGUAUUUUUUUGAUGUUUGGCCCUUUUAUCUUCAGUUCUGCAUCAAGCUUCUGCAGAAUCCCCUAGAAAGAGAGAAGUCCUGAUUAUUGCACUGAGGAUUUGUUUUAAAGCUCCUGUGAGGAACAUUUCGCUGGUUAUGAAACAUGAUGAAACUAUUACUAAUGUCUCUAUAUGAGCUAUAGACGCAAAUUAGACCACCAGGGUUGAAGAAUCCCAGCAAGCAACUUAUUUUACUGUUCAAAGAAGCAGGUUGAGAUUUAAAUGUCCACAAGGGGGCGCCUAAAAACAACACAAACCAAAGUUCCUUACAGGAGCUUUAAAUUUCAUCCAUGUCUGUCCCAGGCCUGUUGAGUCCACACGGUGCACUGCGCUGACUACCGGUCUAUCCUUUAAGUUCUCCACUUUAGCAGUACUGUAAGAGGAACUGAUAAGAAUGUGACUUAAAUACAAUCUGAGCACUACAGAGUGACACGGCUGCUAGAUGAGAUUACUUUUGAUGAAUCCUUCUGUUUGAGCGAUUUGAGCAGAGAAAUAUUUGAGUUCUAGGAGGCCCGGUGAUGUAAGCUCUACCUCGUAUGAAUGGUCCGGAGGCGAUUGCUCUACUGUACUCAAUCCAACACCUUUAUCAGAUUGUUCAUUGAUUACUAUCACUGGCUUAUUCAUGUCAGACACUACUCCGAACAUGUUCUUCUGCACUGUAGGAGCCUCUGAUCUGAAUGUUCGGACGCCUUCAUUUAUCAUCUCUAACAGAGAUUUAUACGAAGCAACAUUUUACACGACUCAAAAGACUCCGUGUGCACUACUGUCAUACCUGGGACUUGCUAGAUCUUUGUUUUCUGUGUGGAGGAUGUUUCUUUUAGCAGAGUGUUACAUUUUGUCCUUGGUUUAAAAGGCUUUUUUUGUUUCGUGCUGUGUGAGGUGUUACAAUAUUAGCAUGUGUGACAACAUGAACGCCAUCUUUAUUUAACAUGUAACCACUCAGAGACGUCUGCGGCGUUCCACACUCGUGUGUUUUUGGCAUCAUAUUCUCUCAGCAUGAGCCAAAAGGGUUUUUUGUUUUCAGACACUGAAUUUAAUUGAUUUUUUUUGUUGUUUUUCAUUUCUAAUAAUUGUUUCAUUCUCACAUCAUUUUUCCAAUAACGCGUCAAUACUUCACAACAUAUCAGAUUCCACCAAAUAUAUGCCUUACUACUGUAUUAUAAAAUGCUUUACUGUAUAUCAAUAAAGCACGCAGUUAUGUUGA